Messenger RNA from Anarrhichthys ocellatus (wolf-eel), 3723 nucleotides. RefSeq names its product cilia- and flagella-associated protein 70. The record is from RefSeq and is a predicted model, not a curated record. The transcript has 25 exons. Gene Ontology annotation, cellular component: motile cilium; extracellular exosome. Gene Ontology annotation, molecular function: protein binding. The coding region runs from base 84 to 3437 and encodes 1117 amino acids. Gene Ontology annotation, biological process: cilium movement; cilium assembly. NCBI's taxonomy places the organism in Eukaryota, Metazoa, Chordata, Actinopteri, Perciformes, Anarhichadidae.
UAACCGAAGACGAAGAACCGAGCCUCAAACCGGUGGCUCGCUAACUUUAAUAUUAGUUUAUCAUUAGUCUGACGUUAAACACAAUGGAGGCUGCUGAGAAUACCGCAGAAACAAACCAUAAAACGAUCAACAUAACCGUCGUCCGUGGAAAUAACCUGCAAGGUGGAAAGACGGGCGGCCUCCAGAGUUUUGUGCAGGUUGAAGUGGAUACACAUGUGCUGGGAGAGUCGGAGAAGAAGCAGCUGGACCCAGCGGAGCAGCGCGUUGACUACGACUUCACCUGCAGCUUCCACUGCCCCAGUACCGCCCAGGCCCUCAGUGACAUGGCCCACAAACCCAUCAUAUUGACGGUGAUGGAGUUCCUGCCCGAGGAGAAGAAAGUUGAGGCGAAGACAGCGAUGCUGGGCCAGGCUGUGGUCGACCUGCUGCCGCUGCUACAAGGUCGGUGCAGCUUCUCGUCCACAGUCCCACUGAAUCCAGGGAUGGCCUCCUCAGCCACAGAGUCCUCCCUGGACUCCUUCUGCAAGGUUGUGACCCCCCAUCAGUCCACCCUGGAUGUGUGUGUCAGCGUGUUGAAUCCAGUGCUGUCCGAGGCUGAACUAUCAGCCUCCAACCUGCUGAAGGUUACAGUGGAGACCGCUUUCUCCAUCCCCGAGUCAUGGACAUUGCAGUCCGGCCCCGCCUCCACUCCCUGCAAAUACACUGCUGCCCUGGAAGUCCCGCUUACUGCACAGAAAGACCAGGUGCUGUUGUUCUGUGAGGGGAAGCUGAAGGCAGGCGGGCAGAGGGAGCAAGAUGGCCGACAGAGGAAGUGGCCCCAUCAGGCCCUGCUGGUCCCGGGGAACCUCUUCCUGCCCGCUGCCUUCCUCCAGGAAGAGCCCAUGGAGCAGGAGGAUGGCGAGCUGACUGGCUUACAGGACCGGGAGUUUCGCAAAGAGGCGGAGACCAUGAAGAAUAGGGUGAGCUGGGACACAGAGAUGCGCUGCUUCCUGGAUGCAGGAGGAACCACUAGGCUGCAGCAGAAGAUCACUGAGAGCAGACUGUGGCCGGUGGAGAUAAUGAGGUCGACAAAGGCAGUAAAGAUGCUGGAUGAGGGGAACCCAGAGAUCCCCUUCCAUGGUGUGGCGUUUGUGGACAUGGGGCGGCUGCUGUAUCCUGGAGUCCGCCGCAUCCGAGGAGCAUACAGCAUUCAGCCCUUCUCCGAGGCUGAGUUGCUGAAAAAGGCCAAGCAGAGCGUCAGUGUGUUGAAGGAGCAGGCCAAGGCUGCAGCCAACGAGGUCAAAGCUUGUGCUGGCUCAGCUGCAGGCUCUUACAAGGCGAAGGCAGGGAAGAAACUGGAUGGAGGGAGAUCGAAGGAGCCAGCCAAAAAGCAACCUGCUAGUCAGUGCAAAAUGACUCCAGCCGGCGCGGUGGCCGAAAGUGAGCCGCACGUCAAUAUGAAGGAAAGUAUUUAUGGGGAGGCCAGAACUUAUAUUAUCAUUGAGAUAGCCUUGGAGAAACCGCUGGUACCCAAACCAUCUCCAGAGGAACUGUCCAGAAGGGUGAAGGCGUUGAUCCCACCCAGAACUCCACUUCCAGUGGGUCCCGGCAUAGCAGAAAGAGCAGUGCUGGACUUCCACAGACAGGUGGGCAACGUGGUGACCAAUGUUUGGCACCAGUACGGGGAAUUGUUCGGAGCCAGAUGCAAGCCGCCGGAAAACUGCAGCCGGGAGCAAAUGAAUGUUCAGAUGAUGGGAUCGCUCAAUGACUCUGGGAGAUAUCUCGCCUUCAAGGAACAGAUGAAGCAUGCAGUGGUGAGGAUCGUACGCGACAAGAUGCAGCGAACUGAGUCAUUCACUGACCCUCAGGAGCUAAAACUUUUUGUCAGCCAGCUCUAUGUAUACCUGGUGGACGAGAUGCACAUAGCUAUCAACAAGAUUUAUUCAGAUGACGUCGUUGAUGAUGACUCCCCGGAUGAGAUCCAGUUGAGUUCUUCUCAGCUCAGACAUUUUGGCAGAGAGGCUCAGCUUACUGGGGAUUAUCAGCAGGCUGUUCAGUACUACCAAGAGUUGGUGGUGAGGCACCCGAAUGAGCCCUCCCACAGGUUUGAGUGGGGAAGCUUUUACAUGCAGACCGGAGACUACAUGAAGGCCAAAGAGUGUUUCCAUAACUCCGUGUCCGUCCAGCAGGCACACCAGCCCAGCCUGAUGAUGUGCGGGGUCUUGGCAGCGAUGUCUGAGUGUCACAAGGAGGCCCAGACCUUCCUGGAGAGGGCCACCAGCAUCGACCCGCCCAGUGUGGUGGCCUGGACGCUGCUGGGUUUGCUCCAUGAGAUGCAGAGCGACUCCAUCCUGGCUGAGAGGGCUUUCCUGGAGGCCAGAAGGCAGCUGAGGGCAAACGAAGCAAAGAAGAGGGAGGAGGAGACGACGGACAGGGAGAAAGACGAGGGGGAGGAGAAGAAAGACGAGGGGGAGGAGAAGACAGACGAGGGGGAGGAGGAGGAGGAGGAGACGACAGACAGGGAGAAAGACGAGGGGGAGGAGGAGAAAGACGGGAGGGAGGAGGAGAAAGACGAGGGGGAGGAGGAGAAAGAGCAGCGAGAGGAUGAGGAGACAGACACGGCUGCAUGUCAGUCUCCCACCGAUAAGAAAGACCCAAAGUGUGGAGACCAGGACCAGAACCAGGACCAGAACCAGGACUCAAAGGUGCAGAGAGACUCUCCAGUGCAGCGCGUCGGCUCCAGAUCAGCUCCAGCUAAACUCUCCUCCACCAUUUACACAACGACUGUUCAGUUCCUGCUGCAGAACUGUGCUCUGCAGAUGGCGGAGCGAGCUCUGUCCCUGGAGCUGUUGUUAGACGGUGGUCCCAGCGUCUCCUACCCUCUCCUCCUGGCCCAGUUGCAGCUGCUCAGAGCUGACUACUGCGGUGCCGCCGCCAGCCUCGAGGAUGUGCUGUUUCACAGAGAUGCGUGGGCGCUGAACGGUCACGUUCACUUCCUGCGGGGGGCGUUCACUGAUGCGAUGGAGAGCUACGAGCGGAGCCUGAACUUCCCGCAGCCGCCGUCAGACACUCACCUGGUCCUCCUCCGCCUGGGAUCCAUCUACCUCCAGCAGGAGAAGUUUGACCAAGCCAAAGGUGUCUACCUGCGGGCUUGUGAGGAGUCUGCCUCCUGCCUGACCUGGCUGGGCCUGGGCACCGCCUGCUACCGACUGGAGGAGCUGUGUGUCGCUGAGGAGGCUUUGACUGAGGCCAACCAUCUGAACAGCCAGAAUGCAGAGGUGUGGGCUUACCUGUCUCUGAUCUGCCUCAGGUCGGGCAAACGAGAGGAGGCUGAGCAGUUCUAUAAAUACGCAACAAGGUUCAACCUGCUGAAGGAGUCGCUCCUCAAAGAGUUCGGUGAGCUGAAGCAUCAGCUCCUCUUCACUCAGCUAAUGUCCUGCUUAGAAACAACCUCGUAAAGUUAAUUUCAUACAAAACACACACGUUUCAGAAGACAUUUUUAUUGUACUUUAAGCAUUUAACACUUCAUGGGAAAAUGAAACACGGUCAGAUUUUACAGACUGUGGAGAUCAGCAACUGUCAAAGCUGCAAUAAAGUCAAACGCUGUUCAAUAUCCACAUUACAAACAAACUCAAAGCAACACAAAUAGUCUCAAAUGUGUAUAAAACAACUGUAAUAUUGUCUGUUAAAAAAUAUACAGCAUUAACAAAAGAAAAGACAAACGGCAUGUGGUGACAGCUAUCA